GUGGGGCGAGCGAGACGCUCUCCAAGUUGGGCGCGUCCCAGAGCUCGCCGCCCCUCGCCGCGGCCGCGGGUGUCCGGAGAGAGGCGGGGCUGAUGGGGAGCGCUGAGGCUGCUGUCACCUGCGGAAAGAACCCGUCUUAAAGAACCCUGGCCAGCAUCCCCAGGGUCCCAGCUGAAGUCGCGCCCUCGGCCCGCGUGCGCUCUCUGAUGCCUGUGCCGGCGGCGGCCCGGGUGGCCCGCCCGCGGGGGGUGCCCGAGGGGGCGGGGGAGGAGGAGGAGGCAGUGUGAUGGCCCUGGACGGCGAGCGGGGGGAGCAAGAGGAGGAGAAGAAAAAGAAGAAGAAGAAAAAGAAGAGGAGGAAGAAGAAGAAGGAGGAGGAGGAGGGGGCUGAGAAGAGCAGCUCACCCUUCUCGGCCACGAUGGGGGAGAACGACGCCGCGCUCCGGACCGGCGGCAGGGGGCUCUCGGACCCGUGGGCGGAUUCCGUGGGUGUGCGACCCCGCACCACCGAGCGCCACAUCACUGUGCACAAGCGGCUCGUGUUGGCCUUCGCUGUGUCCAUCGUGGCGUUGCUCGCGGUCACCAUGCUCGCGGUGCUGCUCAGCUUGCGCUUCGACGAGUGUGGGGCAAGCGCAGCGCCGGGCGCCGACGGCGGCCCCGCCGGCUUCCCAGCGCGCGGCGGUAACGGGAGCCUUCCGGGUUCCGCCCCGCGGAACCACCACGCUGGCGGCGACUCCUUGCAGCCCGAGGCAGGCGGGGAGGCCACCCCUGGGACCCCGUCCGCCCAGCCGCCGUCGGAGGAGGAGCGGGAGCAGCGGCAGCCGUGGACCCGGCUGCGCCUGUCGGGCUACCUCAAGCCGCUGCACUACAAUCUGAUGCUCACCGCCUUCAUGGAAAACUUCACCUUCUCCGGGGAGGUCAACGUGGAGAUCGCGUGCCGGAACGCCACCCGCUACGUCGUGCUGCACGCCUCCCGGGUAGCGGUCGAGAAGGUGCAAGUGGCCGAGGACCGGGUGGCCGGGGCUGUCCCGGUGGCCGGCUUUUUCCUCUACCCGCAAACCCAGGUUUUGGUGGUGGUGCUGAAUAGGACCUUGGACGCGCAGAGGAAUUACAACCUGAAGAUCAUCUACAACGCCCUGAUCGAGAACGAGCUCUUGGGCUUCUUCCGCAGCUCUUACGUGCUUCACGGGGAGAGAAGAUUCCUUGGUGUUACUCAGUUUUCACCUACACAUGCCAGGAAGGCAUUUCCUUGUUUUGAUGAGCCAAUCUACAAGGCUACUUUCAAAAUCAGCAUCAAGCAUCAAGCAACCUAUUUAUCUCUAUCCAAUAUGCCAGUGGAAACUUCGGUGUUUGAGGAAGAUGGAUGGGUUACGGAUCACUUUUCACAGACCCCUCUCAUGUCCACAUAUUAUUUAGCCUGGGCAAUUUGCAACUUCACAUACAGAGAAACUACCACCAAGAGUGGGGUUGUAGUACGAUUAUAUGCAAGACCUGAUGCCAUCAGAAGAGGAUCCGGGGACUAUGCUCUCCAUAUAACGAAGAGAUUAAUAGAAUUUUAUGAAGACUACUUUAAAGUACCCUAUUCCUUGCCAAAACUAGAUCUCUUAGCUGUGCCUAAGCAUCCGUAUGCUGCUAUGGAGAAUUGGGGACUCAGUAUUUUUGUGGAACAAAGAAUACUGCUGGAUCCCAGUGCUUCAUCUAUUUCUUAUUUGCUGGAUGUCACCAUGGUCAUUGUUCAUGAGAUAUGUCACCAGUGGUUUGGUGACCUUGUGACUCCUGUGUGGUGGGAAGACGUAUGGCUGAAAGAAGGUUUUGCUCACUACUUUGAGUUUGUUGGUACAGACUACCUCUAUCCUGGCUGGAACAUGGAGAAACAGAGGUUUCUGACAGAUGUUCUGCACGAAGUGAUGCUGCUUGACGGCGUGGCCAGUUCCCAUCCUGUGUCACAGGAAGUGCGACAGGCAACGGAUAUUGACAGAGUGUUUGACUGGAUCGCGUAUAAAAAGGGUGCUGCUUUAAUUAGAAUGCUGGCUAAUUUUAUGGGCCAUUCAGUAUUUCAGAGGGGUUUGCAAGAUUACUUAACCAUUCAUAAGUAUGGCAAUGCAGCCAGAAAUGAUCUCUGGAAUACACUAUCAGAGGCUUUAAAAAGGAAUGGAAAAUAUGUAAACAUACAAGAAGUAAUGGAUCAGUGGACACUGCAGAUGGGUUAUCCUGUUAUCACCAUCUUGGGAAAUGCAACAGCAGAAAAUAAAAUAAUUAUUACCCAACAACAUUUUAUUUAUGACAUCAGUGCUAAAACUAAAGCACUUCAACUUCAAAACAGCAGUUACCUGUGGCAGAUUCCUUUAACUAUUAUGGUAGGAAAUAGAAGCCAUGUGUCUUCAGAAGCAAUUAUUUGGGUGUCUAACAAAUCAGAACACCACAGAAUAACUUCUUUGGACAAAGGAAGCUGGUUGCUGGGGAACAUCAAUCAAACUGGCUAUUUUAGAGUCAACUAUGAUUUAAGGAAUUGGAGAUUAUUAAUUGAUCAAUUAAUCAGGAACCAUGAGGUUCUCUCCGUCAGUAACAGAGCGGGUUUGAUCGACGAUGCUUUCAGCCUCUCCAGAGCUGGCUAUUUGCCUCAGAAUAUUCCUCUGGAGAUUAUCAGAUACCUGUCUGAGGAAAAGGAUUUUCUUCCUUGGCACGCUGCCAGCCGAGCCCUUUAUCCUCUAGAUAAAUUACUGGACCGAAUGGAAAAAUACAACGUCUUCAAUGAAUAUAUUUUAAAGCAAGUCGCAACAACGUACAUCAAGCUUGGAUGGCCAAAAAACAAUUUUAAUGGAUCUCUUGUUCAAGCAUCCUACCAACAUGAGGAACUGCGCAGAGAAGUGAUAAUGCUGGCGUGCAGUUUUGGCAACAAGCAUUGUCACCAACAGGCAUCCACGCUUAUUUCAGAUUGGAUUUCCAGCAACAGGAACAGAAUACCACUGAAUGUCAGAGACAUCGUCUAUUGUACAGGAGUUUCACUGUUAGAUGAAGAUGUCUGGGAAUUCAUAUGGAUGAAAUUCCACUCCACCACAGCAGUUUCUGAGAAGAAGAUAUUGUUGGAAGCCUUAACUUGCAGUGAUGACAGGAAUUUGUUAAAUAGGCUUCUGAAUCUGUCGCUGAAUUCUGAGGUGGUGCUGGAUCAAGAUGCAAUUGAUGUGAUAAUCCAUGUAGCUCGAAAUCCACAUGGCCGAGACCUUGCCUGGAAGUUUUUCAGAGAUAAAUGGAAGAUAUUAAAUACCAGGUAUGGAGAGGCAUUAUUUAUGAAUUCCAAACUUAUCAGUGGAGUUACAGAAUUUCUUAAUACUGAAGGUGAACUCAAAGAGCUAAAGAACUUCAUGAAGAGCUAUGAUGGAGUAGCUGCUGCCUCUUUCUCAAGAGCCAUGGAAACUGUUGAAGCCAAUGUGCGUUGGAAAAUGCUUUACCAGGAGGAGCUUUUCCAAUGGUUAGGAAAAGCUCUGAGACAUUGAUACGUGUCUCAUAAACAAUUUAGCUCAGAAUUUUGUGAGACCUGCUUUAUGUGGAAUGAGGAAACUGUGCUAUGUGCAAAAUGGCCAGAUUUUCAGUGUUAACGUGUGGGAGGAAAUUUUUUUUUUAAAUUUUUGGUUUGGGGAGAAUUAUUUAUUUGUUUCAUUCAUUCUGUUUUGUUUCUCUGCUGAGUGUUCUCUAAAGAAACUCUUGCAAGUGAAACUAGCCAUGAUUGCUGCAGCUGUACAUUCCUUGCUGUACAGGACCAAAUAUGAUAGUGGUGCAUGCUGUUGCAGUCAGUUUGGAAAAACAUACCCAGAAUAUUUUGUGCAUGGUUGUGUGGUCAUGCCUGUGUUCCAGCAUGCUUAUUUAAAGUGUCCAGUGUUGUAUGUGAAUAUAUGUUACCUCUAGGAUGGGCAUUAUGCAAAAGCACAAAGAUUAUCUAUGACAAUCAGUGUUGCAGUGAAAGAAAAACUUAAAAGGGGAAGCAUAUUCUUAGUCUUGGGCAAUGUGAGAGGUAAAAUAGACCUUCAAGUGAUCACUGUCACUUAUUUCAGCACUUGGAUUAUCUUGUGAUGAUAACUGUGUUGCUAACUCAUUUUCUUUGAGUUAAAGCUGUGUAUACGUUUAAAAAGGCAUAUAGAGAGUGUAUUCAUAUGUUUAUGUACAUAGGGAAGCCCUAUAUGUAUAUAGUAUGUUGUACACUGUACUUGCGCAAAGAAUCUCUUCAGAUCAAGAAAAACUUAUCUCUUUCUAUAAAUUUCUGCAGAUUUUGAAAAGGCUUAAGAUAAUUUAUCUCAAUAUUAUUCUUCCUGACAAUUUCCUAAGUUUCUCAACUGUUACGGAUUUUUUUUUCAUCUACUUCCUGAACAAUGGUCUAUUCUACUACAUAAAAAUGAUUUCAAACAAAAUUUAUGUAUAAAAACUCUUCUAAUUUUCCUAAGUUGUAGCCUAGCAUCCUCAAUAUAGAUUCUGUCAUCAUUUUGACCAAACUUCCUAUUGCAGGAAACAGUUGUGUGCACUUAAUAAUUAUCAAUGCUGAGAAAGCAUUUAUUUUCCAUCUUGUUCAUUUUUUCCAUCUCAUGAUAGGUAUCAAGAGAGUUAAAAACUGUGUGUUCGUCUUUGUGUCUGUGUGAGUCUAAUCCCUCAUUCAGCAUCCACACCUCAUGUGGGUCUAGUAACAUUUAAUGACCUUUGAUGUCGACUGUACCAUCCAUUGAAAUGAAAAGUUACUUUUCUAGAGCAAAGCUCUUCCUUUGGCUUUGACUUCUCUGUUUUACCUGGGCAUUUUGUAUAGCCCUUUUCAUGGCAGUACGUUAUGUAACGUAAGUGCUUCUAAAUGGUAUUCUCACCCAGUUGGCUGGCUCUCCAACCAUUGCUUAGAUGCUCCAAAAUGAACAUAUUUUAUGUUUACCAGUAUAAAAUACCAAUACAAUGACUACAUAAGCCAAAUGUUUGUGGACCACUUACUGUUUUCUUGAGGUUUUCCACUCCACCAACUCUUCUUGCAAAUCAUUGAAAGAAAUACAUUCUAGUAGUCAUUGAGAACCAGGAAAACAACCAGGUAUUUUAGAAACCAGUACUAUAGAUUUUUUAUAAGUUUGUAGUAAAGAGCAAUUUCCUAAUCCACAGAACAAAUAUCACCUAAAAUUGAAUUUUAUCUUUUUAGAAACUAAUAUCUAUAUUCAUACAUAAAUUUUCCAUCAUUUGAUUAAAUCAAAUGAAAUUUGAAUAAACUAUGUGGCUCUAGUAAGACGUAGUAAAACUUAGUAGAAAACCUGAAAAUCAUUGUACCUUUCAGAAGUGAUGAAAUUCAGUUAGUACACAUCACAUAUAUGAAAUCCUUAAGGGAUAAAUUCUGAAACAUAACAAUAAUAAAUAUCACACUUCUGUGCAGGUCCAAAACAUGUACUAUGUCACCACUGGAUUCAUGUGACAGAGAAGAUAAAAAAUUAGAGGUAGAUGUCUUGCUUUGUGUCGUGAAUUACUGAAAAUUCUUAGUAGUUAUGACAUUCUUUUGAGUGAAAUCAUUACUUCCAGAUUUGAGUUAGAAGGGCUUUUACAGUUUUUUUCCUCCCCACUGUUAAUAACCUUAAUCCUCUUCCAGUAUUUUAGUGGCCUUGAACAACUGGUGUAGCUACAGUGUCAAAUCCUAAGUGUAUAUUAUGUGCAAUGUUCAAUACCUCAUAUAAUACUCGUUCAACAGUAUGGUGGAUCAGUGACGUUGAGGUGGAAUUUUUGUUUUACGUAUUUUUCAAUAAUUUAUCCUUUCCAAUGUUCAAGAUUAUAUCAGGAUUUAAUGUUUUUUAGUUGUUUUAAUAGUAAUAUUUUCAAAAUAAUAAAAUGAUCAAUGAUAUCUCUUGGAAUAUUCUGUAAAUGUAGUUAUAAAGUUCUAUUUUCUACAUAGAUUUUUUAUCUUUUUUCCCUUGGUCUGUUUUAGAAAUCAUAUAUAUGCAUGAAAUAGCAAAUUGUUCAAAGUGUCCAACAUCUAGGCUAAAAACUUCACUGUGCCAAUAAAUGUAAACAGCAAAACUUGGUUUCAAUUAGGAAGAACUAAUUUAUUUACCAUACUGACUAUUAAGUAUCUGUAGGUAACUUAUAAAUAAAAACUUUUUGCCAUUUUUACAUUUUCCCUUAAACUUUUCUUGUAAUCUUUGAGAAUUUUUUUAAAUACACAAGUGCCACCUCUAAGGCUAUUAUUUGCAAUACUAGAUUUAUUCUUGUUUCAAUAACAUGGAUUUGGGCUGGAAACUAUAAUCAGUUUGGUUUAUAUUAUUUUUCCAGAAUAAUUAUAUCUUAGGACUGCGAUUUUUGUGGUAGUGCAAAAUUCAUAAAUAUUAUAGCUACAAUAUCUUACAAAGUUAAGAUUAUACCAAAUAUUUAUAAUUACAUUUCAUUUUCUAAUAAGUUUUACACGUUACUUCACGUGACUCCUUUCAAAAACUUAAUAAAUUAUAUUAGCCCUCAUAGUCUGAUAAGAAAACUGAGUAGAAACAUGAGCUAUUUAAAAUUACAUAGUUGUUUUUUUGGCAACAGAUACAACUACAAUAGGAAGACAUAUUUGAAAUACCUCUCCUGCAUUAGUUGGAGAUUUUCCAAAUACAAAAAAAACCCCAAAAAAUCUGUGAUUAAAUAUAUCUAUAAUAAUUAUAUUAUUUUUUAAAGUCUGUACUUUUAGUUCACGCGAUAUCAGUCAACUGGAUAAAAUGUUAAUCAGCAUUCACUUUGGUCAGCAUAAGUCGCCAAAUAUUGGGACAAAAAUAUAGCUCAUUGAUUAUAGUUUUCUUUUUUUUAUCUUUUGGUGAACGUUGUUUAAACAUGACCUUAACAUACUGAUAAUUUGCUUUAUUUUCCACACAAAUUUAUCUGAUACACUCUGUUGUAACAGGUGGUCGUGUUGCAGAUAAAAUGGUAUCUAUCGAAAUCAAUGGACAUGAUAUUCAGUAAAAUGUUUAUAAAUCUAUGGGAACUAAGUUAUGAAGGAACAGUUUCUGUGCAACUGUAGUACUGCAUUAAAUGCAGUAAAGGGAUUUCUAAAGAAUGUUUACAACAAUAUAUUUAAUUAAAACCUACAAGCUAUUAAAAUUUUUAAGGAAUCUUUUUUUCCAAGAAGUCAGAAACAUAAAAUAGAUUGUUAUUUUCCUCAGUACACCCAAGAGGUAACCACAUAUGCCAAUAUUAAAGGAGUAGGGAAAGUUCAUAUAGUGAGACAUGAAGAUUUCCACCCCUGUUUUUUCCCCUUUAUUAGAAAUCACAGCUGAAUUACUAUUAUUUGACACUAAUUAUAUAGAACAGAAUUCAAUAUAAUUAAACAAAUAUUUAUUGAGCACCUAUUACCUCACAAAGCACUUGCUGAGAAGAAAGGGAGGAAGAGGAGAAUAAGGCCUAGAGGAAUUCACAGCACAAUAAAUAUACUAACAGAGAGAAAUAUGAACCAAUCAGCACGAGAGCAACAUGAAAAAUGAUUACAUGCUAUAGAAGAGAAGCUAAAUACUUCUUAGCUAUAGACAGUAUUUUGCAUUAUUUUUUAUACUAGUUCUCAGAACUUUUACGGUACUUCAGGAUAAUUCUCAUUGUGUUGUUUCACAGCUCUUAACUGUGUUUUGCAGAAAUGUGUACCAUUUAGGAAAUGCAACAUUUAGAAACCACGUAAUUUAAACUUUAUAAUUGGAAUAUAAAUUGGGAUAUAAUUUAUCUUUUAGAAAGUUGUUUGAGAGAUUUAAUCAUAUCAUUAAGUUGCAGGAAGAAUGUUUAAUCUACUUAUAUAGAAGUAUUAGAGAAAAGUAGUUUUCUAGAAUGGUUUUAGCAUACUAUUUGUAUAUUCACAAUGUGUUGAUUUUAAACUGAUCAUAUAUUCUUUAAAGCAAGUUGAACAAUUCUUAUCCUAGGCAAUAAUAUAUUUUUUUCAAAUUAUGAUGUAUAUGUGAACCUUUGAGUACAAAAAUGUUCUUGUAAAAUAUUCUAAAAUUCCAACUUUUAAUUAUGUAAGAGUAACCUUCAAUUCAGUUGCUUUGAGUUGAUAAGGAGGGAUUUUUGUUAAAUAUUUUGUUUAAUGUGGUUUAUAUGCAAGAGAAAUCUAACGAGUAUGUUCAAGUAGCUUUUAAUUUUAUGAAAUUUUAUUUCACUGCUUAGAAAAGGAAGUUUUAAAAGUGUCUUAAAAUAUUAAAAAUAAGCAGUUGGUGAAAAUAUAUGGUAUAAUUUUAAAUGUACUGCCUAUGUGUAAUUGUAUGCAUUUUAUUUUUGAAGUUAGUUUUUAACAAAUGGCCUUACUAGUAGGCACUCUGAUCUUAUCAAGAUUUUCAAUACGUAGCACCCUAAGAGAUUUUAUUUUGAAUAUUUAGUGCUUUUAGGUUAGUGCAUUGAAGAUGUUUCUCUUUGGUAUAUUCCCAGUUCAUGUACCAGGGCACUAUGGGGGAAAAAAAAGACCAAUCCUUCAUUUUGAUCUGAAUAAAUUUUUUGUUUUGUAUUAGUGUUAAAUUAGUUAGAAUAUAGGGAAAGAACAAAAAUUUGAGUCUCUACAAAUGCUGGGCAUUUUACUGAUGUCAUCUAUAACUCUGUGAAGUGCUUUCAGUUCCAAUUUAGCAAUGAAGAGACUGAGGCUGAGUUGGGAUGAGUUUAUAUACCUGGUGGUAGCUAUUAGCUGGAAUUCAAAGCCCUGCCAACCCAUGCCUCAUGGCUCAAAUUAGUCAUUAUCCUUCCUACAUGCUUGAAAACAUAAUGAUUAUCCAUAUGGACCAGUGUCUAUACAUCUGAAUAGACGCUUAGCUCCUGCCUCAUUGCCACUGGGUCAGGUGACAAAAGUGUUGGUUAGUGCAUUCUGGCUUACCACAUAUUCCUUAGCAAGCUUACAUAACAUGGCCUGUAAGAUUCUGAAUACACACACUGUAGAGGUCCAUGAAAAGAAAAAAAACUUUUACAUUAGUGUGCUGUAUAGUGGGUUUUAAGCUAUAACAGGUAAUUGACAGCUUGUCCAGCCAACAAGCCAUGAAAAAUAAGUAAAAGAGAGGAUCACAAAGCUCUUCACCAGUGGACCAAAGAUAAGGUUACAUCUUUGUCCUGCGUGUGGAGGAGACCUAUCAGUCUAGCUGAAAUUUUCCUUUUUCUUAGCGAUGAGGUCAGAGAAAUAUUUCUCUCUUUCUACUUAAAACUAUAUAGACGGACUGCAAAUGCUUAAUUUAUUUGAAGUUACAUUUUCCACUGGCCUGUUGCAUGUAGAUGCUGUUUAAGAUAACUACUCUGACCCAGCCCUGCACAGGUCAGCUUGCUUCUUAUCACACACAUUUUUAUUAUGUCAUGUAAGUAAAUGAGUGAAAUGUUUUAUAGGAAGUAUUACAGUGGAGUUCAGAACAUCUGCCUUGAAUGUACAGUGCGUUUAUUUUCUAAGGUGGUCACUCAGCUACUAUCCUUUUAAACCCUACUAGGUUAACCAUAUUACACUUGCUCUUGCACACUAGUCUGUUCCCACCUUCACAUAACUUAUGACCUACUGGGUAAGAACACUUAUUAUUAGUUUUUUGUUAUUCAGUUUCAUUUAAAAAAGGUUUAUUAUCUGCCAAUUUUCAAGUGCAAAAACAUUUUUCAAAUGGAUUUCUCUUCAAAUGUAGUUUACCUUUUAAAAUAUUGUAUAAUAGCUGUAUAACGUUAUCUUUUAAAAUGCUACCCAUACAUUGCCACAUAGGAACACAUUAGCUAUUUUUCUCUGCUGUAUUUUAGUCCCUUUAUGUUUUGAUAGUCAUUGAAAACAAAGUAGGAGUAUAAAACUAGAAUACAUUAGGACUGAAGCUUAUGACUGUCCGGUUACUUGAAGCAAGAGGAGAAAUUCUGCCUUUGAGUUUCGUAAUUGGCUUUCUGGCCACUAUGGAAUUCAUCAGAUAAUCUUUUAAAAAUACUACGUAAAUUGUUUUUAAUGACCUUGAAUUCAUUCAGCAACAAAGUCUAUUUUCCUAAAGCCAUUCCUCAAGUGAAGAUGUAUUUAAAAUAUGCCAAAUGGAAGCACUUUUUUUCCUUUCUAAUAUUUUACAGUUUAGGAAUAAAAAAGUAAUUGUUUUUUCAGUAAAUACAAGUUAGUAAAGCAUUUACUAAAAAAAGUAACUUUGUGUUAAUUUAGCAGAUAAAUGUUUUCUAUGGUAUGCCUUUAAAAUUAUUCAGUAAAAAUGGAACCAGUAUGUAUUUGACAUGAAAUUUUUAUUCCAUUAUAACAAACACUAACAAAAUGGAUUUUUCUAAAUGAGAAAAUUUAUCUUCUGUGUUUUAAGCAGAACAAAUUUGAAUUUUGCCUCUGAUAAUAAAAUUUUGUUCAGUAAUGUGUAAUUCAUCACUGUCUUAAUUUUCUGACAUGUGCACAUAAGGACAAGGUAAAUAAUACCUUUUGCUUUUUUAUUCUUCUGUUAUCACUGAGAACCCAUUUUUGAAAUUAUAAGUAUACACACUGUAGAGGUCCAUGAAAAGAAAUAAAAAAUUACUUUUGACAUGGACUUCCUCAGAACUAUACAGUGCUGAAGCCAGAAUAAAG
This is a messenger RNA of Manis javanica (Malayan pangolin), 10503 nucleotides long. Lineage: Eukaryota; Metazoa; Chordata; Mammalia; Pholidota; Manidae. The record is from RefSeq and is a predicted model, not a curated record.